This is a messenger RNA of Microthlaspi erraticum, 855 nucleotides long. The record is from the annotation of a GenBank genome assembly. NCBI's taxonomy places the organism in Eukaryota, Viridiplantae, Streptophyta, Magnoliopsida, Brassicales, Brassicaceae.
AUGACUUCGGGAACUCGAACGCCGACUUGGAAAGAGAGAGAGAACAACAAACGGCGAGAGCGGCGAAGACGCGCGAUUGCGGCGAAGAUCUUUGCGGGACUUCGGAUUCAUGGGAACUUCAAGCUCCCCAAACACUGCGAUAACAACGAAGUCCUCAAAGCUCUUUGCAACGAAGCUGGAUGGACAGUUGAAGAAGACGGAACCACUUACCGGAAGGGAUGCAAACCAAUGGAUCGAAUGGAACUCAUGAAUGGCUCUACAUCAGCGAGUCCAUGCUCAUCGUACCAACCAAGCCCUCGUGGUUCCUACAAUCCAAGCCCUUCGUCUUCUUCAUUCCCAAGUCCUACAAACCCAUUUGGUGACGCAAACUCACUAAUCCCUUGGCUCAAGAACCUCUCUUCAAACUCACCUUCCAAGCUUCCUUUCUUCCAUGGAAACUCCAUAAGCGCUCCAGUGACUCCACCAUUGGCUCGAAGCCCUACUCGUGAUCAAGUAACCAUCCCUGACUCCGGAUGGCUCUCUGGAAUGCAGACUCCACAGAGCGGACCGUCCUCUCCUACUUUCAGCUUAGUUUCAAGAAACCCGUUUUUCGACAAAGAGGCUUUUAAAAUGGGAGAUUAUAACUCGCCAAUGUGGACUCCUGGACAGAGUGGAAACUGCUCUCCGGCUAUUCCUGCUGGCGUUGAUCAGAACGCUGAUGUGCCAAUGGCUGAUGGAAUGGCGGCUGAGUUUGCGUUUGGCUGUAACGCGAUUGCUGCGUUUGGAAUGGUGAAGCCUUGGGAAGGAGAAAGGAUACAUGGAGAAUGCGUUUCAGAUGAUUUAGAACUUACACUUGGAAACUCAAGAACCAGAUGA